This is a messenger RNA of Kogia breviceps (pygmy sperm whale), 2786 nucleotides long. It is a transcript of the gene APOLD1, whose product is annotated as apolipoprotein L domain containing 1. Gene Ontology annotation, biological process: angiogenesis; lipid transport; regulation of endothelial cell differentiation. Gene Ontology annotation, molecular function: lipid binding. NCBI's taxonomy places the organism in Eukaryota, Metazoa, Chordata, Mammalia, Artiodactyla, Physeteridae. Gene Ontology annotation, cellular component: extracellular region; membrane. The record is from RefSeq and is a predicted model, not a curated record.
UGGGUGGAAGCAGCUGUUGUGCUUGACUCCGGGCUAAUCGCGUGUCGUGUCCCCGCAGGGUAUGGAGGGGCCAGAGGCCCGGGAGCUGCAGGGCGCGGAUGCGCUGCGCCGCUUCCAGGGCCUGUUGCUGGACCGCCGCGGCAUGCUGCACGGGCAGCUGCUGCGCCUGCGCGAGGUGGCCCGGCGCCUCGAGCGCCUCCGCCGGCGUUCCCUGGGGGCCUACGUGGCGGGCAGCUCGCUGAGCGCGGCGGGCGCGGUCGCAGCCAUCGUGGGACUCUCGCUCAGCCCCGUCACCCUGGGGGUCUCUCUGCUGGCGUCGGCCGUGGGGCUGGGGGUGGCCACCGCCGGAGGGGCCGUCACCAUCACGUCCGACCUCUCCCUGAUCUUCUGCAACUCCCGGGAGCUGCGGCGGGUGCAGGAGAUCGCGGCCACCUGCCAGGACCAGAUGCGCGAGAUCCUGAGCUGCCUCGACUUCUUCCUUCGCGGGCAGGGCCGCGGGGACCGCCAGCUGCUGCAGAGCGGGACGAACGCCUCCAUCGCGCUGUACAACUCGGUCUGCUUCAUCGUCUUCUUUGGCUCCCGCGGUUUCCUCAUCCCCAGGCGGGCCGAGGGUGCGACCAGGAUUAGCCAGGCCGUGCUGAAGGCCAAGAUCCAGAAACUGGCCGAGAGCCUGGAGUCUUGCACCGGGGCUCUGGACAAGCUCAGCGAGCAACUGGAGUCCAGAGUCCAGCUCUACACGAAGAGCAGCCGUGGCCACGACCUCAAGAUCUCUGCUAACCAGUCCGCUGGGCUGUUUUUCUGAGAAUAUCUUUUCCCCCUAAUGACCGAGGCCAGAAACCAUCCCCAUGGGAUGCUCCAGAUUUGUAGCUCCCUCAGGAAAACACCAAGUUGGGUUAGGAGCUGAGUGCAAAGGAUGAGAAAAACUGUUCUUCAAGUGAGGGAUGGGCAUGUGUCCUCCCAAACCUUCUUUUCCCAUCACCGUGACAUCCUGUCUGGGGCUGAGGGCUAGGGACUUUUUACCUGCCUGCUCCUGGUGGGCUAUGUGACGUGAAAACCAUUUUUCCUUUAUCAUAACCGUUCAGUCUUCACACCGCUGGGCACUCCUGAUUUAAGGGUGUUGCAGCAUCCCUGCCCCAGCCCCGGUGGGUGGUUUGAGCCGAGGCUGGAGAGGGUUGCAGACAUCACCACCCUUUGGGUCUUCUCCAAGCCCCACUAGGCUUUGAAGUCCUCAAAAUACCUCUAAGAGGAGACACUAGCUUUAAAACCUCUCUGCCAGAGUUUCUGAGUACAAAGAAAUCCAGAAUCCAGAGCAAAUCAGACCCUCUCGGAACUGUGUAGGAGGGUUCAGAAGCCAAGAGAGGCACCUCCUGCUAACAUGUGUCCCCUCCCCUCUCAGCGUGCCCACUCAUAGAUCCAGCCUGGGGGUGGAGUGGACCUUCUUGGGUGUCUUCAUAACCAGACCUCCAAGGUACUCUGAGAGGGGAAACCAACCAAACGGUCACCUAAGUCCCGCCCCCUUGCAGAAGAAACUGAGGCCAAGGAAGAGGAAAUGACUAACAGCUUCAUUUACUGACAUCAUAGCCUAGAAUAGGGAGCAAUGGCUUUUGAGUUAGUCCUGGGUUUACUGUCUGAGACUGGUCUGUAAAAUGGAUGCUAAAACCUCACCCCGUUGGGAGGUAUUAAGUGAGAUAAAGUGCCAAGCACAGUGUCUGGGUCACAAAGUGUGGCCCCUGGGCUGGCAGCAUCACCUGGGGACUUGUUAGAAAGGCAAAUUCUUGGCCUCAACUCUAAGGAGUCAGAAAUUCUGGAGGUGGGGCGCAGCAACCUGUGUUUCAACAAGCUCUUGGGGGUGAUUUGAUGCCUGAUAAGGUUUGAAAACCGCUGCAAGGGAUGUUGGUUUCUGAUCCUCUGAUGAGCUUUCACGGAGUCUGUAGCCUCUCUGGGCUCCGUGGUCUUCAGAGCCAUUCACAAAAGGUCAAGGACAGUGUCCCAGAAGUAAAAGAAAGAAGGUGCGUGGGGACGAUUGUGUCAAUGCUUCCUGGGGCAAUUUCCUACCUGGUGAACUAAGGGAUGUAACAGAAUCAGCCCUUUAGAGGGCAGUGUUGCCCACUCGUUGUAAAAACUGGUACAGAAAGGAAUGUGAAUUUAAUGGAAAUUGACCUUUAUUACCUUCUCUGAAAACCUCCAGACCAUUUUUUAAUUAUUUAUUUUAAGUUUCUUAUUUAAUGACUGUUUUUUAUUAACAUUUAAUUUUAUUUGACCACAACAUUAGAAAAUAAUAGGAAUAGCAAGUUGCUGAAUGGGAGACUACUGGGGUUCUUUUUGGGAGAUGAAGUUGAGUUUGCCUUUCUCAGGUGGGCCAGGAGCUGGAAAUAGCAUUGCUUUCCUUGAAUAAGUCUCUCUCCUUCAGAGGGGAAUUUUUUCCCCCAGUGUUUUAAAUGAUCCUUUUAAGUAAAUGUGGGAAGUUCUGAAAUAGAGAGACCAGGAGCUGAAUUUAAGCUUACAAAUGGAGGCUUGACUUGUCAAUAUAGAGGUGAUGCAAGCAUAUCUAUCCUGAAGGUACAAGACUUUGCCCGCAGAUAACGCUUGACCUGAAAAGCCUUCCCUAUUUAGUUCAGGGGGGGAGAAAAACCAAUUAGAGGCAUAUGAAGGAAGCACUUGGAAGCCUGAUGUCUUGUGAAGUUGGGUUUUAUGGGAGAUAGACAAAUUAGCUUGUGUUAGGAUGGUGACGUGUUAUAUCUUCACUUUGGGAGCUGUAAGAAAUCUGUAAACUGUCUAUUAGAAAA